Molossus molossus (Pallas's mastiff bat) is the source of this 3288-nucleotide messenger RNA. RefSeq names its product Pim-1 proto-oncogene, serine/threonine kinase (gene PIM1). Gene Ontology annotation, biological process: negative regulation of apoptotic process; protein autophosphorylation. The record is from RefSeq and is a predicted model, not a curated record. Lineage: Eukaryota; Metazoa; Chordata; Mammalia; Chiroptera; Molossidae. Gene Ontology annotation, molecular function: protein serine/threonine kinase activity; ATP binding. Bases 341 to 1282 code for a protein of 313 amino acids. The transcript has 6 exons. Gene Ontology annotation, cellular component: cytoplasm.
GAAGGCCCGAGAGGACUUGGCGGCAGAGGCGGCGGGACCAGCAGCAGCAGCAGCAGCAGCAGCUACAAGUCCCCUGUGCCGCGGCCCUGCCACACGAGUCCCACGAGCCGCCCACCCCGUCACCCACGUCGCUGCCUGACUCCGCCGGUGAGUCCACCAGCCGCCAGCCCCGGCAGCGCCCCCAGUUGUCCUCCGACUCGCCCUCGGCCUUCCGCGCCAGCCGCAGCCACAGCCGCAUCGCCACCCGCAGCCUCAGCCCCAGCCGUAGACACAGCCCAGCCCCAGCUCCUGCUGCGGCUACUCCAGACACAGCCCCUACGCCGACACCCUGGAGGUUGGGAUGCUCUUGUCCAAAAUCAACUCGCUUGCCCACCUGCGCGCCGCGCCCUGCAACGACCUGCACGCCACCAAGCUGGCGCCUGGCAAGGAGAAGGAGCCCCUGGAGUCGCAAUACCAGGUGGGCCCGCUACUGGGCAGCGGCGGAUUCGGCUCGGUCUACUCAGGCAUCCGUGUCGCCGACAACUUGCCGGUGGCCAUCAAGCACGUGGAGAAGGACCGGAUUUCCGACUGGGGAGAGCUGCCCAAUGGAACCCGAGUGCCCAUGGAAGUGGUCCUGCUGAAGAAGGUGAGCUCGGGCUUCUCCGGCGUCAUUAGGCUCCUGGACUGGUUCGAGAGGCCCGACAGUUUCGUCCUGAUCCUGGAAAGGCCGGAGCCGGUGCAAGACCUCUUCGACUUUAUCACGGAAAGGGGGGCCCUGCAGGAGGAGCUGGCCCGCAGCUUCUUCUGGCAGGUGCUGGAGGCCGUGCGGCACUGCCACAACUGCGGGGUGCUCCACCGCGACAUCAAGGACGAGAACAUCCUCAUCGACCUCAAUCGGGGCGAACUUAAGCUCAUCGACUUCGGGUCGGGGGCGCUGCUCAAGGACACCGUUUACACGGACUUUGAUGGGACCCGAGUGUAUAGUCCUCCAGAGUGGAUCCGCUACCAUCGCUACCACGGCAGGUCGGCGGCUGUCUGGUCUCUGGGGAUCCUGCUGUAUGAUAUGGUCUGUGGAGAUAUUCCUUUUGAGCACGAUGAGGAAAUCAUCAGGGGCCAAGUUUUCUUCAGGCAGAGGGUCUCUUCAGAGUGUCAGCAUCUCAUUAGAUGGUGCUUGGCCCUGAGACCAUCAGAUCGGCCAUCCUUUGAAGAAAUCCAGAAUCAUCCAUGGAUGCAGGAUGUCCUCCUGCCCCAGGAAACUGCUGAGAUCCAUCUCCACAGCCUGUCACCAGGGCCCAGCAAAUAGCAGCUUUUCCAGCAGGUCCUCCCCUCCUGUCAGAUGCUCCAGGGAGGGGAAGCUUCUGUACCAGUGAUACUUUUCACCAAGCAGGACAGUGCUUGAUACAGGAACAACAUUUACAACUCAUUCCAGACCCCAGGCCCCUGGAGGAUGCCUCCGACAGGGGGAAGAAACUCCUCUCCUGGCGUCCUAGGCCUCAAUUCCUCGUAGAUGCUCUCUCCUUCUCGUAGGUGUCCGGCCAGCAUUGCUGGACUCUGCAAAAUCCUGGGUUUGGGGGGUGGGAGUGGGUCAGAACCCUGCCAUGGAACUGUUCCCUUCACGAGUUCUGCUGAAUGCCGCGAUGGGUCGGGUUGGGGGUAAACGGGUUGGGGUGGGAUAGGACUAGCACCAUUUUAAGUCCCUGUCACCUCUUCCGACUCUUCUGAGUGCCUUCUGUGGGGACUCCGGCUGUGCUGGGAGAAAUACUUGAACUUGCCUCUUUUACCUGCUGCUUCUCCAAAAAUCUGCCUGGGUUUGGGUCCCUAUUUUUCUCUCCUACCCCCCUCCCCCGUCCUUCAUAUGAAAGGUGCCAUGGAAGAGGCUACAGGGCCAAACGCUGAGCCACCUGCCCUUUUUCUGGUCUUCCUUUUUGGUUCUUACUUAACUGUUUCAAAGCCAAGACCUCACACACACAAAAUGCACAAACAAUGCAAAUCAAUAGAAAAACUGUAAAUGUGUGUACAGUUGGCAUGAUAGUGUACAAAAGGAUUGUAGUUGAUCUAAUUUUUUAAAAUUUUGCCUUUAAGUUAUUUUACCUGUUUUUUUUUUGUUUGUUUUGAAAGGUGCGCAUUCUAACCUGGAGGUCAACAUUAUGUAUUUAUUUAUUUAUUUAUUUGGUUCCCUUCCAGCUCUACGCUUCCACGGCUGCCGCCAUAGUUUUCUUUCUUCCUUUUCCUCCUCUGACUUGGGGACCUUUUGGGGGAGGGCUACAACACUUGCUCUGUUCUUAGGGUGAUGGGACUCAGGCGGAACAGCUGCUGCAGAUCCCCCUGCCGCAGCCCCUCCCGCCUGCUUGCCCCAGUGGGGUGGGUUCUGCGGGUGAUGGGGGAGGGGCGUCGCUGACUUGUGUAUAUAGGAUAGAUAUAUGAAAACCAGUUCUGGAUGGUGUGCCUUCCGGAUCCUCUCUGGGGCUGUUUUGAGCAGCAUGUAGCCUGCUGGUUUUAUGAGUGAAAUACUGUACAGGGGAAUAAAAGAGAUCUUAUUUUUUUUUUUUUUAUACUUGGCGUUUUUUGAAUAAAAACCUUUUAUCUUAACGUAUGGCUUCUGAGUGUUGUCUGUGUAGACACGUUAAUGUGCAUUUAUCGGCUACUUGAUAAGUGCCAAAAUCCUACCCCAGGAGGAAAAGGAAAAAUUCCAGCCUAAAUCAGGUCCCUUCAGCAGGACUCCUGGGAGUCACUUUUCUGAAAUGAAUGUAUGGCCAAAGGUGGAGGAGGCAAUCCUGUGGAUAAGGUUUGGCUUGAAGGGCUCAAUGAAGCCCCAGUCUCCGUUCCUAAUGCAAAUUCUAGAGCUUCCCUAAUACAGCACGUGUGGCUAUUUCCAGUUGCUCUAGUCAAUUUCAUGAAGUAGCUGCCUGUGGCUAUGGCCCUGGGAGUACAGGGUAUUUCCAUCAUUGCAGGGUUCUGUGGAGCGGGGCUGAGCUUCCAAACAGCCCUAUUAAGCAGUUGCUUUUUUCAGUUGUCUUCCACCAGUAAAACUUGGAGCAUGUACCCUUGGCACAUAUUACAGUUAUUGGGAAAACUAUACUUGUAUUACUCUCCAUUUACUGAUUCGAGUUUCCUUCCUAUUUAGUGUGGAGUUUCGUCAUAAACAAUAGUGGAUAAGUGGAAAUGUGCUUUUUGACAAGCAGGGUUUUCCCCUCCAAUGUGCUUGACAACAGGUUUAUGAACGGAGUAGGUAAAAUGUUCUGUUCUGUUCUAUUGUCCCUGGUUGGGAUAAUCAGUAUUUUUAGUAUGUUAUUUCUUUGCAGGAAUUUG